GGAAGCGGAAGUGGCGGCGGGGUCCUGACGCGGUUGCCGAGCAGCCCGGCAGAGGCGGCAGGGCGGGGGGAGGCGCGGGUGCGGUUCCCGCUGCGUCCCGGCGCCAUGAGCGCGGCCGGGCUGGUGUCCGCCACCCCGCCGGUGUCCGCGACCCCGCCCGGGGCUCCGGCCCCCGCCAUGCCCCCCGGGCCCGAGUACUACGAGGAGGAAGAGCUGGAGAGCGCCGAGGAGGAGGACGGCGAGCGGAGCGCUCGGGCCCGCGACUCGGAUGAAGAUACUGAGGAUGCCAGUGAGACUGACCUGGCAAAACAUGAGGAAGAGGACUAUGUAGAGAUGAAAGAGCAGAUGUAUCAGGACAAACUGGCAUCUCUUAAGAGGCAGUUGCAACAAUUGCAGGAAGGUACUCUUCAGGAAUAUCAGAAAAGAAUGAAAAAGUUGGACCAGCAGUAUAAAGAAAGGAUACGAAAUGCAGAAUUGUUUCUCCAGCUGGAAACAGAUCAGGUGGAAAAAAAUUAUGUCAAGGAAAAGAAGGCAGCAGCAAAGGAAUUUGAAGAUAAGAAAAUUGAGCUUAAAGAAAAUUUGAUUGCAGAGUUGGAAGAGAAGAAGAAGAUGAUUGAGAAUGAGAAGCUAACCAUGGAAUUAACAGGAGAUUCUAUGGAAGUGAAGCCUAUCAUGACAAGGAAACUGAGGCGACGACCAAACGAUCCAGUUCCCAUCCCAGACAAGAGGAGGAAACCUGCCCCUGCUCAGCUAAAUUACCUGUUGACUGAUGAGCAAAUAAUGGAGGACCUGAGAACCCUGAAUAAGCUUAAAUCACCCAAGAGACCAGCCUCUCCCUCCUCCCCUGAACACCUCCCUGCUACACCAGCAGAGUCUCCAGCACAGCGGUUUGAAGCCCGGAUAGAAGAUGGAAAACUCUACUAUGACAAAAGAUGGUAUCACAAGAGCCAGGCCAUUUACCUGGAGUCUAAAGAGAACACUAAGAUCAGCUGUGUCAUCAGUUCUGUGGGUGCCAACGAGAUCUGGGUGAGGAAAACCAGUGACAGCACAAAGAUGCGAAUCUAUUUGGGACAGCUGCAGCGAGGUGUUUUUGUGAUUCGUCGGCGAUCAGCUGCAUGACUGUACGCUCUUCCUUGCUCUUUUUUUAAUUAAAACCAAUAGACAAACAUCCCAUGGGGAAUGGCGGUCUGUUCACUCUCAUCUUAGCAACAGAGAACACUGUCAUGACCUCUUAUGAGACACUUUGUGGCUGGCCACGUUACCCACAGUAGUCCUAAAAUCUUGAGUGAUACCCAAGCACUGCCCUGGACUAUUUCUGGACUUUGCAUCAGGCUUCUGUAUGUUUUCUUUGUGUUCUGGGUGACUAUUUAAGAAGACUUUGCAUCAUACUUUUUUCAUCAUUGUUUCAUGAUGCAUAGAUUGGACUUGUAUGUUGAAAACAGCAUAACAUUUCUGUUUUGAAUCAGACCAAUGGAAGAAAUUUUGCUUGUCAAGACCUGAGGUUGUUUGUUUUUUGUUGUUGUUUUCCUGCAAGGCUCAGGAUGUUGAGCAAAAGGAGACUAAUCCUGUCAGGUUCAAUUGCAGCUGAGAUGCAUCUGUAAUAGCUGGCAAAUAACAUCAGCUAUAUGGCAUGAACUGGUUAAAGACCCGAGCGCUGAGGCUGUUUUGGGAAAGUCUGAUCAGUUUAGAAACUGCUGAAAAUCCACUUUAUUUUAAUGUAGUUAGGCAGUCACAUGUGGCUAAUCUGAAGCUUCCAUUUCUCUUCACAUUAAAAAACCCUUCAGUGAA
Molecule: messenger RNA, 1788 nt
Organism: Oxyura jamaicensis (ruddy duck)
Lineage: Eukaryota; Metazoa; Chordata; Aves; Anseriformes; Anatidae
Gene: SUDS3
Product: SDS3 homolog, SIN3A corepressor complex component
Exons: 12
Coding region: 106-1119 (337 amino acids)
Biological process (GO): negative regulation of transcription by RNA polymerase II
Cellular component (GO): Sin3-type complex
Molecular function (GO): histone deacetylase binding
Source: RefSeq, a predicted model, not a curated record